This is a messenger RNA of Symbiodinium sp. CCMP2456, 966 nucleotides long. The record is from the annotation of a GenBank genome assembly. Lineage: Eukaryota; Dinophyceae; Suessiales; Symbiodiniaceae.
AUGUGGUAUGUGUCAACCAAGCGGAUGCAUUGCAGCAAGAACGAGGUAUCUACGGGAUUGGCGGGUUCUUGGCUGUGUCGCGCGAGCUGCGCAUCCUGUGGAGCCCGCCUUACUUAUCGCGCUUAUGGUGCGUGUUUGAAAUUGCGGCAUUUCGCAGGGCAAAUCCCGCGGGAAAGCUGGUCAUUCAGCCGUUGUUUGUUGAGCGUGAUGCUUUGGCGAAUUGGCUGGGAACCUUCCUGUUUUCAAGCAUGUUUUUUUUCGGUCUUCAUCUCUGGAGCUACUCGCGCCGUCCGCUUCCCCUUCCUCGUCUUUGGUGCAGUGUGUGCCCUUGGAUUUCUGCCUGCAGCUCACUAUGUCAGGAAAAGUUUCCGGGAACAGGAAGAGAUGUUCAGGAGCCUUUCAGAGUUUGAUGUCAGUGAGCUGUCUUGCUUCAGCGACUUCGACAAGCGCUUCAUUCUGUCGGCCGUUAUCCAGUGGUACGGAAGCCUGGAAGACUUCAGCUUGUUGGUACGAGGCCCUCUAAAGGAGGAACUCCUGCACGCACUGCAACAGAGCCGCUGGCCGCUCGGCUACUGCGUCCUUUCCAUUACCCCGUUCCUGAGCGUUCAGCUAGAAUGGCUCGCUGGAUUGCUGUCAGCUGGGGCACACUUUGAUGCUUGGGGUCGGAUCUUCUUUGGACAGAUCCUAGCAACGAACAUGCUGGUAGUGUGUGAAAGUCAAGCUUUUUUCUGGCUGGCAAGACGCCUUUCGCAGCCGCGCUUUGCCCACCCAGUCCUUGACUUCGGACAGACGGUGCUGGUGGUCGCACUGUUUGUUUGCACGCUGCUCCCCCUUGUGGUCGUAUUCCGGGCAUACCAGACCAGCCUGGUCGGUGGAAUCUUGGGAGCCCUAGUCGCCGCUGUCAUCUUGUGGGUGACGGUGCUCCGAGGGCAUCCGGGCCUCAGAUGCCGUGUGCAUGAAGUCUGA